AUGUCGACGCCCGCAAGCCGCAAGGACCGCGUCUACACGCGUCCGGAAAUCGAGGCGCUGAUCGCCGAUGGCCGACAUAUCGUGAUUGUCGACGGCAAAGUCCUCAAGUGCGAUGCCUGGAUGAAGUACCACCCCGGCGGUGACAAGGCAAUCAAGCACAUGGUCGGCAGAGACGCCACCGACGAGGUCCAUGUUCUGCACUCUCCAGAAGCAGCGCAGCGCAUGAACGCCUUCCAAAUCGGCCGCGUCGACGGCCGCUGGCUCAACUUCGUGCCGCCCAUCCAAGGUGGGAAAUUCCGGACCAAGGCCGAGCUGGACGCAUUGAGAGCCCACGCUGCCGACGCAGAGCUCGAGCGCGACGACUCGAGCCAGGGAAGCUCUGAUGGCUCGCCCAUUUUCGAGCCCGCCGACCACGACUCGGUGAGACGCCGCCGGAACGACAGCACCUUCACCCGCGCAUCCUCGCCCACCUCCGUCUCCUCCGUCGAGCUCGACGACGCCCGGGAGAAACCCAAGAUGUCUUUCCUCGACAUCAAGACGCAGCAGGAAAUCUCGCUGGAUCUGGACAAAUACCCGCCGCUGAAGCCCGACGUGCAGGACGACAUUGUCCGCAAGUAUCGUGCGUUGGAAGAGCGAAUCAAAGCCGAGGGCCUGUUCCAAUGCAGGUACACGUCAUAUCUGAUCGAGCUCUCCCGAUACUCGCUCUUCUUUGGCCUGUUCUUGUAUUUCCUGCGGGCGGGCUGGUAUUGCACCAGUGCCCUUUUCCUGGGCUGCUUCUGGCACCAGCUCGUCUUCACUGCCCAUGAUGCUGGCCACAUGGGCAUCACCCAUGACUACCACACAGACUCGGUCAUCGGUAUCGUCAUUGCCGACUUCCUCGGCGGCCUGAGUCUGGGCUGGUGGAAGCGCAACCACAACGUCCACCACAUUGUCACGAAUCACACCGAGCACGACCCUGAUAUCCAACACCUGCCUUUCUUUGCCAUCUCCCACCGUUUCUUUGAAUCGCUCACGUCCACGUAUUACGACAAAGUGCUGCAGUACGACGCUGCCGCAAGGUUCUUCAUCAGGUUCCAAGACAUGCUCUACUACCCCAUCCUCUGCUUCGGCCGCUUCAACCUGUACAGGCUGAGCUGGGUAUACCUCCUCAGCACCCAGGCGCCAAGCCGAGGACCCGCCUGGUGGCACCGCUACCUGGAGAUCGCCGGCCAGAUCUUCUUCUGGUACUGGUUCGGCUACGAGGUUGUGACCAAGUCCAUCCCGACGGGCUGGGAGCGCUUCGCCUUCGUCAUGGUCAGCCACAUGGUGACGAUGCCCGUGCACGUGCAAAUCACGCUCUCGCACUUCGCCAUGAGCACCGCCGACCUGGGCACCCACGAGAGCUUCCCCCAGAAGAUGCUGCGCACCACCAUGGACGUCGACUGCCCCGAGUGGCUCGACUUUUUCCACGGCGGCCUCCAGUUCCAGGCCAUCCACCACCUCUACCCCCGCAUCCCCCGCCACAACUUGCGCCGCACACAGCGCCUCGUCAUGGACUUUUGCGACGACGUGAACAUCCCCUACGGCCUGUACGGCUUCGCUGCCGGCAACAGGAAGGUCAUCGGUCGUCUGGGCGACGUCGCUAGGCAGGCGACCAUCUUGGCAGCGUGCCAGAGGAGCAUGAUCGAGAGUGGAGAUUAUGGGAUGCACUGA
This is a messenger RNA of Diplodia corticola, 1692 nucleotides long. Its product is annotated as fatty acid desaturase. Gene Ontology annotation, biological process: lipid metabolic process. Lineage: Eukaryota; Fungi; Ascomycota; Dothideomycetes; Botryosphaeriales; Botryosphaeriaceae. The transcript has 2 exons. Gene Ontology annotation, molecular function: oxidoreductase activity, acting on paired donors, with oxidation of a pair of donors resulting in the reduction of molecular oxygen to two molecules of water. Bases 1 to 1692 code for a protein of 563 amino acids. The record is from RefSeq and is a predicted model, not a curated record. Gene Ontology annotation, cellular component: membrane.